CUGGCCAGGAUCCAGAUUCUUAGGGGACAGUCAUUUUGAUGGCAGUGGGGAGGGAGGAGAGGAAAUUUGGAACAUGAUGCAGCCAGUUGGCAUACGGCGCCGCGAGAGGGCUCUGGGCAGCUGGGUGAAGGAUGUGUGUCUCUCUGCAGGGGACGACUCCAUCAGCACCUUGGGCCUGCUCCUCUGCCUGGGGCUCUCGUUGCUGCUUGUGUCCAUCCUGGGCUACAGCCUGGCCAAGUGGUACCAGCGUGGGUACUGCUGGGAGGGGCCUAAUUUUGUCUUCAACUUGUACCAAAUCCGGAACAUGAAGGAUCUGGAGAUGGGUCCACUCUUCACCAUCAGGCCGGAUGGUGGCUCCAUGAAGUUCUCCAACAGGUUGGUCUGAUGAGGGCAGCAGCAGCUUUCUGGAGCCCCAGAGAGGUGAGUGGAAGGUUGGUGAGCUGAGUGAGUCUGAUGUCCCAGUGUGGUCCUCAGAUGGUCCAGGCACCCCAAGCCUAGCACCAAGGACUGCUUGGAACCCGGAGAUGAUUUGGUUCAUCCCCCGCCUCCUGGAGAGUGAGUGCUGUAGGGGAUGAUCUCAGGAAUGAAGGCCUGGGGUUGUGCUCUCUCCCACUCCCCAACUCCUGCUAGCCCUGGGCCGCUCCUUUUCCACUUGAACCAUGUCCUGCCUUUCUUUCCUGGGGAAGUUCUAUUUCUGAUCAGAUGGAAAUUUCUAGAAUAGAGCUUUGUAUCUCAGCCCUUUGCUCUGAGAUGAAGAUUCCAGAUGGCCACCCUCUCCAAGAAGCAUUGCUGUAGAGCUUCUGAACUUUCCGAACUUUCUAAGCCCAGGAGCCAUCCCUGUUUCCUGGCUGGCUGACCCUUUGGUCACACCUUUCCUCGCCCGCCUUCAAGCCCAUCCCUCUUCACAGCACAGUUGCUUUCUCCCAUCUAAACAUUUCCUCCCUCCAGCAGUCCCUCACAGACCCUCAGUUUCUCUCUCAUCUCUUCCCCACAGGACUCCACACUCACCUCUUCCGUGUGUUCCUCCCUCUGCCCUGAUGUGAUGGUUUAGAGGAAUCUUUCCCGAGACUCAUCUCUUUGUCACUUUCCCUUUUUUUCUUUCUG
Molecule: messenger RNA, 1104 nt
Organism: Delphinapterus leucas (beluga whale)
Lineage: Eukaryota; Metazoa; Chordata; Mammalia; Artiodactyla; Monodontidae
Gene: SMIM35
Product: small integral membrane protein 35
Source: RefSeq, a predicted model, not a curated record